AUGCGUUCGGAGGCUGUCACAUAUGGUCGUCGCGAAGAUGUCCGUCCGAAGGAACUGAGGGAACCCGAAGGAAUCCGAGAGAACCCCAGAAAACCCAAAGGAACCCGAAGAAACCCGAAGGAACCCGAAGAAAUCCGAGGGAACCCGAAGGAACCCGAAGAAAUCCGAGGGAACCCCAGAAAACCCGAAGGAACCCGAAGAAACCCGAUGGAACCCGAGGGAACCCGAAAGAACCCAAAGGAACCCGAGGGAACCCGAAGGAAUCCGAAGAAACCUCAGGGAACCCGAAGGAACCCGAAGGAACCCGAGGGAACCCGAGGGGAUCAUUAUUCCGGCAUCUUCAAGAGAGCAUCAAAACCUUGGAAGAAAACCCAGUUCAAUUAUGACUUCGAGAAAACAUCGUGUGCGCUUACUCUCCACGACAAGAGCGAAAUUCUCCUAGACUCUCCACGACAAGAGCGAAUUUCCCCUAGACUCUCCACGACAAGAGAGAAACUCCCCUAG
Molecule: messenger RNA, 504 nt
Organism: Penaeus indicus
Lineage: Eukaryota; Metazoa; Arthropoda; Malacostraca; Decapoda; Penaeidae
Exons: 4
Coding region: 1-504 (167 amino acids)
Source: RefSeq, a predicted model, not a curated record